Molecule: messenger RNA, 1947 nt
Organism: Didymella exigua CBS 183.55
Lineage: Eukaryota; Fungi; Ascomycota; Dothideomycetes; Pleosporales; Didymellaceae
Product: glycoside hydrolase family 17 protein
Exons: 2
Coding region: 1-1947 (648 amino acids)
Biological process (GO): cell wall organization
Cellular component (GO): fungal-type cell wall; extracellular region; cell surface
Molecular function (GO): 1,3-beta-glucanosyltransferase activity; glucan endo-1,3-beta-D-glucosidase activity
Source: RefSeq, a predicted model, not a curated record
AUGGCACACCCGCAGUCAGCGCAGCCCUUCCUGGGCCAGCGGGGCGACGCCUCGUCGGUCGACGGCCCUGACCUCGACUUCCCACCACCGCCGCCUGCCCAUCGCGUGCCUGUGGGCGUGCAUGCCGACAGCCAGCACUUCCAGCAGCCGCGCCCCUCGUUCCAGCAGGACCCAAACAAUUACUCGGACCUCUCCGCGCCCGGCAGCGGCGAGACUCGCGGAGCCCCCAUGGGCGUGCCCAGCAGGAGCCCCAACGCCACACCCUCCAACGACCACUACGCCUACGAUGGCGGCCUGGCGCCGCGCUCCAUGUACUCGAACCACUCGUACGGCUCCCAAGCCCCCUUGGCCGGCCCGGGCAUGUACUCGAGCAACAACUCGCUGCACAGCAUGAGCUCGCCACCCCACAGCUCGCCCUUCACCGACAAUCCCUACAACCGCUACUCCACCACGCCGAUGAACAACGCCUACGCCAUGGGCCAGAUCGACCCCAAUGAGCUCGCCGAUGACGAUGACUGGGGCAUGGGACCAGAGACACCACAUGCCAAGCGCCGAUCCUUCGUACCUGUAUUCGGUGCAUCUCGAGACGGCAGCAGGAACGGCUCUCCAGAGUCGUCGAUAGCAGGCGGCGUCGCAGGUGCUGGCGCAGGAGCUGCUGCUGCUGGUGCACUUGCCAGCCGUGAUGGAAGCGGCAAGUACAACGCCGUCUCCAACAUCAACGGUGCUGGAAGUGCCAACGGCAGUGGAAGCCACAUCAUUGGUAGUCAUCCCGAGCUGCUCGCCGAGAAGUCAGAAUGGCUGAAGCGAGACCACGCUAAACGCAAGAAGAGAAUGUGGAUCGCCAUUGCUAUCAUUGCUGUCAUCGUGCUGGGCGCCAUCCUCGGUGGUGUCCUCGGUGCGCUGCUCAACAAGGGCGGCGGCCAUGAUGGUCAGCACGGCUCCGUCAGCGCUGGCGACGUAGCGAGUGACAACAAGGACGAUCUCAACAAGGACUCAAGUGAGAUCAAGGCGCUCAUGAACAACGCGAAUUUGCACAAGGUCUUCCCUGGAAUGGACUACACUCCUCUGAACUCGCAAAAGCCGGGGUGCGAUACAGUGCCACCGUCGCAGAAUAACAUUACUCGCGAUGUCGCCGUCAUGUCGCAGUUGACCAACGCCAUCAGACUCUAUGGAACCGAUUGCAACCAAACACAAAUGGUCAUCCACGCUAUCCAGCGUCUUGAACUGACAGAUAUGAAGAUCUGGCUCGGUGUUUGGCUCGAUGACAACAACUCCACCAACAAGCGUCAAAUUGCCCAGACGUGGGACAUCCUCGACGAGUAUGGCUGUGACUACUUCAAAGGCAUCAUCAUCGGCAACGAGGUGCUUUACCGCAAGGACCUCACAGUGGCCCAGCUCAUCGACCAGAUCACAAUCUUCAGGCAGAACAUCACCAGCCACAAGUGUGAUCUCCCAGUCGCUAUGGCUGAUCUCGGUGACAACUGGACCGCCGACAUGGCUACUAAGGUAGACAUUGUCAUGUCCAACGUGCAUCCUUUCUUCUCUGGUACCCCAGCAGACAAAGCUGCAGCUUGGACAUGGAAUUUCUGGCAAACAAAGGACGUCGCGUUGACAGCGAGCAACAACGACAUCAAGCAAGUCAUCGCCGAAGUUGGCUGGCCGACUGGCGGCGGAACCAAUUGCGGUGCAGCUGACACAUGUACCGAUGGAUCUGUUGCUGGCAUCGACGAGCUGAACCGAUUCAUGGAGGACUGGGUCUGUCCCAGUCUAAAAAAUCAGACCGAGUACUUCUGGUUCUCGGCAUUCGACGAGCCAUGGAAAAUUCAGUACAACGAGAAGGGCAAAGAGUGGGAAGACAAGUGGGGCCUCAUGGAUGUAAACCGCAACCUCAAGUCCGGUGUCCAGAUCCCCGACUGCGGCGGUGCAGCUCUGCCCACCUUCGAAUAA